GUUUGUGUCAUCGGAUAGUAUCAUCCACUCGUCCACGACUUGAACUCUGGAACUUCUUCUCUAACUCUCACUACCAUCCACUAGAUUCUAUACCAAUGGGUGGUGACCAUCAAUGUCCUGUCUGUCAGGCUACUUUCACUCGUCCACAGCACGUCGCUCGUCACAUGCGAUCACAUACAGGUGAUCGCCCCUACAAGUGUCAGUAUUGUGGAGACCAAUUUGCACGCAGCGAUCUUUUAUCGCGCCACGUCAACAAGUGUCAUGCAAAUGAAAAACCGCCACAAACUGCCACCAAUGGUCGUCGUAAAGGCUCUGCUUCAACCUCUCGCGCAACUACUUCAAAGCAAGCAUGUGAUCAAUGCGUCCAAUCAAGCUUACCGUGCGACGGUUGCAAUCCUUGUUCAAAAUGCUCACAACGCAAGGGUCGGUGUACUUAUGUGAAAUUCCACCGUCAAACCGCACCAAGUGGUCCUGGUCAUCAUGUGCCCCGCCCCGCCUCCCUUUCUUCUUCUCUUGGGACUGGACGGCUAUCAAUGGACGACUUCAUCCUUGGUCCUUCCCCAGUGAGCGUACCCAGUAUGGAGACUUCCUCGGGUGAUCCGCUUUACACAACCCCGUUUUCCUUCAAUCAUGUGUAUGCUUCGUCAGCAAACCCUGUACAUCUUCCCAUGUCGCUCUCUUCCGACUCCGAGAUUGCUGGAAGAAAUCGGGCACAAGCUGACCUUAUGCGUCAUGCCGGAGCUCCCAUGCUUGCAAAUCCCCAAGGUUCACCGGCACUUCUACCUGAGCUUUACACGGACCACAACCAACCUUCCAACAAUUGGCUUGGAUGGGGCGAGAGCACAAACCCGGGGUUGACUACUAUACAAACUAGUCAACCCCAGUUCGCGUCUUUGGAUGAAGCUUUCUCACAAAAUCAAUAUGCCUACCGGCCUCGCCGAGACUCCGUUGAUUACAGUGACGGCAGUAGCGCUUCGCAAUCCAUGCCUUCUAGCGCUACUUCGUCCAACGUCCAUCUCCCCCUCUCGGCGGGGGAUAUGUACCAGGGCGUUUCAGAGGACUUUCAACAGCGAAUGCUGCUUGACCCUCAACGCCGAAGAGACUCGAUGUCCUCUACCUCUGCACCUGAAUCCCACGACCAGCAGUCCGAUGAACAUUCUCGAGUCGGUGAAGAUGGCGUACCUUUCUUCUCAAACGCUGCAAUGAAUAUGCGACCUCAUUCGCCGAACGUUACUCCGAUGCCGCCCAAGGCACUAUCACAGCAGCAGCUCAGAGAUCGCGGCAUGUCACUCUCUGCGUUGCCCACACCUGGUCUAGGUCGUGACGACUUCAUGUGGAAGGCAUUCAUACGCACGCCUAUGAGUGGACCUCAACUCGCUGGCUCAGAAGUGCCGGGCACCAUGCCGCAAUCUCCCUCUUCACGCCGAAGAGUUCGUGUGUCCUCUCUUCCAAGUUCCAAAACGCCUACCGUAGAACGAGCCCUUCCUGGUAUGGCAAACGGCAAUGGAGAGGGAACUCGCAUGACGCUCCAUGGCAACCCUGAAGAUCUUCGGAGCUAUGAAGCUGCUGUCAAUGCUCGCAACGCAUCGCUCAACCUCAACCUCCCAAAACGGCGAGGUACGCGGGGAAACCCACCUGCAUCUGUUUCUUCCGGUGCACGUGGCACUAAUCGUCGCACAGAUACCACACAUUCGCAGUUGAAUAUCGGUUUUGAUUUGAACGCCAGCCGUCCUUCAAGCUCCUCGUCGGCAUCGUCACUUUCGCAGGCAUUCAUGUCUCAUCUGCCUCCCAUGAAGGGAGCUGCGCCACCAAUGAAUGGGGUGUCCAUUUCGUUGCCUGUACCUCGUGUGAGCAGCAUGGGAAGUUCAAGCACUCAAAGCGGGUCAAGAGAUGGGUCAAGAGAGUCAUCUGUUGCCUCUGACUGCACAGGAAGCUCGGAGGGCGAAAUGUUCCGGCCUGCUUUCAAGCGUCUCCCUUCACAGACCCUGGGUCCGGCCAAUGCCAAACGUGCUCAAUUCGAAAAGAACGGAGUUGCUGAGAAGGAAUCUAUCAUUGUGAAUGGUGACCGUACUAUGCUAGGCGUUUCCAAUGGUGGCUCGCGUCACGUCACUGUGCUUCCUGGCCGUGCUCGCCAAUCGAGCGAGAAACAUUCGUCUCGGAAUGGUUUCAACGUGCCACGACAAUGAAGGAUCCAUCCUC
Suillus fuscotomentosus is the source of this 2199-nucleotide messenger RNA. RefSeq lists its product as uncharacterized. The transcript has 6 exons. Gene Ontology annotation, biological process: regulation of DNA-templated transcription. The record is from RefSeq and is a predicted model, not a curated record. Lineage: Eukaryota; Fungi; Basidiomycota; Agaricomycetes; Boletales; Suillaceae. Gene Ontology annotation, molecular function: zinc ion binding; DNA-binding transcription factor activity, RNA polymerase II-specific. Bases 96 to 2186 code for a protein of 696 amino acids.